Zalophus californianus (California sea lion) is the source of this 608-nucleotide messenger RNA. RefSeq names its product chromobox protein homolog 1-like. Gene Ontology annotation, biological process: chromatin organization; negative regulation of transcription by RNA polymerase II. The record is from RefSeq and is a predicted model, not a curated record. Gene Ontology annotation, molecular function: chromatin binding. NCBI's taxonomy places the organism in Eukaryota, Metazoa, Chordata, Mammalia, Carnivora, Otariidae. Gene Ontology annotation, cellular component: nucleus; pericentric heterochromatin. The coding region runs from base 1 to 555 and encodes 184 amino acids. The transcript has a single exon.
AUGGGGAAGAAACAAAACAAGAAAGUGGAGGAGGUGCUGGAAGAGGAGGGAGAGGGAUAUGUGGUGGAAAAAGUUCUUGACCGUGGAGUGGUAAAGGGCAAAGUGGAGUACCUCCUAAAGUGGAAGGGGUUCUCAGAUGAGGAUAACACGCGGGAGCCAGAAGAGAACCUGGAUUGCCCUGAUCUGAUUGCCAAGUUUCCACAGUCACAGAAAACAGCACAUGAGACAGAUAAAUCAGAGGGAGGCAAACGCAAAGCUGACUCUGAUUCUGAAGAUAAGGGAGAAGAGAGCAAACCAAAGAAGAAGAAAGAAGAGUCAGAAAAGCCACGAGUCUUUGCCCGGGGUUUGGAGCCAGAGCAGAUUAUUGGAGCUACAGACUCCAGUGGAGAACUCAUGUUCCUGAUGAAGUGGAAGAAUUCUGAUGAGACUGACCUGGUCCCUGCCAAGGACGCCAAUGUCAAGUGCCCACAGGUGGUCAUAUCCUUCUAUGCGGAAAGGCUGACGUGGCAUUCUUACCCCUCGGAGGAUGAUGACAAAAAAGAUGACAAGAAUUAACUCCCCUGAGUACCUGCCCCUGUCACAUCUGACUGUGGGUUUCGAGUGGGGAG